AUGGGAAACUGCCUUACAAUCUCAGAUCCUUCUCCUGAAGAUGUAUCAAACAAGGUUCUCAAAGCACUUCCCGUCGAAACUGCCUUCAAGUUUCCCUCACCAUUGCCUACUUUUACUCAAAGUAGCGUGUUUGCAAAAGGAACCAUUGACUUGGGAGGUCUCGAGGUGAGUCAAGUUUCGACGUUUAACAAAGUUUGGUCCACUUAUGAAGGAGGACCAGACAAUCUCGGAGCUACAUUCUUUGAACCAUCCUCAAUCCCUUCCGGUUUCUCGAUUCUCGGUUAUUACGCUCAACCAAACAACCGUAAGCUUUUCGGUUGGGUACUCACAGCUAGAGAUCUCUCAAGCAACACCUUAAAACCGCCUAUAGAUUACACCCUCGUAGGAACCACCGAGUCACUCAAAAUCAAACAAGACGGAACCGGGUAUUUCUGGCAGCCCGUGCCUCCUGAUGGAUACCAAGCUGUCGGUCUAAUAGUCACAAACACCUCACAAAAGCCUGCUCUAGACAAACUACGCUGCGUUCGAUCAGACUUAACCGAACAAUGCGAAACUGAUACAUGGAUAUGGGGAUCAAACGGAGUCAACGUAUCGAUCCUAAGACCGACCACACGAGGAACACAAGCUACAGGUGUCUCUGUAGGUACAUUCACUUACCAAACCCAAAACUCCUCUCCUCCAUCUUUAUCUUGCUUAAAGAACACGAAAUUCGACUUCUCUACAAUGCCAAAUGGUUCCCAAAUCAAAAAAUUGUUCGAAACCUAUUCUCCAUUAAUCUAUUUCCAUCCAGACGAAGAAUAUCUACCUUCCUCUGUUAACUGGUACUUUAGCAACGGAGCAUUACUAUACAAGAAAGGCGAAGAAUCGAAACCAAUCCCUAUCGAACCAAACGGAACAAAUCUUCCACAGGGAGAAUCAAACGAUGGAUCAUACUGGCUAGAUCUUCCUAUAGACAAAAAUAGUAAAGAGAGAGUGAAGAAAGGAGACAUACAAAACACAAAUGUCUAUCUUCACAUCAAACCAAUGCUUGGAUCAACAUUCACAGAUAUAGCAAUCUGGAUUUUCUACCCUUUCAAUGGACCAGCUCGAGCCAAAGUCAAAUUCGUGAAUCUACCAUUAGGGAGAAUCGGAGAACACAUCGGAGAUUGGGAACACGCGACGUUACGGAUAAGCAAUUUCACCGGAGAGUUAUGGAGAUUGUUCUUAUCGCAACACAGUGGUGGAGUUUGGAUCGAAGCUUCCGAUCUAGAGUUUCAAAGCGGAAACAAGCCGGUGGCUUACGCAUCGCUACACGGACACGCGAUGUAUCCGAAACCUGGGCUGGUUUUGCAAGGAGACGAUGGGAUUGGGAUAAGGAACGAUACGGCGAAGGGUAAAAACGUAAUUGACACGGGAUUAGGUUACGAGGUGAUUGCGGCGGAGGAGCCACCGUGGGUGGAUUAUCUGAGGAAAUGGGGACCGAAGAUUGAUUACAAUGUUGAUGAUGAAGUUAGGGCUGUUGCGAAGAUAUUGCCUGGAGCUUUGAAAAAGGCUUUUGUCAAGUUUGUGAAGAAGAUUCCUGAUGAAGUUUUUGGUGAAGAUGGGCCUACUGGGCCUAAACUCAAAAGUAAUUGGGCCGGUGAUGAAAAUUGA
This is a messenger RNA of Arabis nemorensis, 1632 nucleotides long. Lineage: Eukaryota; Viridiplantae; Streptophyta; Magnoliopsida; Brassicales; Brassicaceae. The record is from the annotation of a GenBank genome assembly.